CCUCACCUCCCCAGCGCCCGAGCGGUCUCUGCCUCUCGCUGCCCGCCACCCCAAGAGCUCGCCCACCCGCCGUCGCUUAGAGCAAAAUCUCAGCGCAGCCCCGGCAUCCCGACACAAUGCCCGCUUCCACGACGCUGCUGUCCCGGGCGGGAGCCCAAUUGAGCCUGCGCGGGUCAAUUGCCCUGCGCGGCGCCCUGCCCGCGGCCACAUGUUCUGCACGCACACCGGCCCUCGCCGCCCUCGCCCGCUACUAUGCCUCCAAAUCCUACCCGCCCCACAGCGUCAUCAGCAUGCCCGCCCUCUCGCCCACCAUGACCUCCGGAAACAUUGGCGCAUGGCAGAAGAAGGUCGGCGACUCGAUAGCGCCCGGAGACGUGCUCGUCGAGAUCGAGACGGACAAGGCACAGAUGGACUUUGAGUUCCAGGAGGAGGGCACAAUUGCCAAGAUCCUCCGCGACGCGGGCGAGAAGGACGUCGCGGUGGGAAGCCCCAUUGCCGUCAUGGUCGAGGAGGGCGAGGACGUCUCGGCCUUUGAGAGCUUCUCCGUCGACGAUGCCGGCGGGGAUAAGAAGCCCGCAUCCUCGCCCAAGCAGGGCGAGGCUUCGGAAGCCAGCGAGCCCCCCAGCACCGGCUCCAAGACCGCUCCCCCCGCCAAGGAGGCGCCCGCCCCCGCCGCCAUCGAAUCCGACUCGACCGGUGCCCGCCUCGAGACGGCCCUCCAGCGCCAGCCCGCCGUCUCCCCCGCCGUCAAGAAGCUCGCGCUCGAAAAGGGCGUCCCACUUGGUUCCAUCAAGGGCACUGGCAAGGGCGGCGCCAUCACCAAGCAGGACAUUGAAAAUUACAAGCCUGCUGCAGGCGCCGCCCCCGCCGCCGGCAGUGCCUUCACCGACGUCGAGGCUAGCAGCAUGCGCAAGGUCAUUGCCAGCCGUCUCACCGAGAGCAUGCAGCAAAACCCCCACUACUUUGUCGCCUCCAACAUCUCCGUCUCCAAGCUUCUCAAGCUGCGCGAGGCCCUCAACUCGUCAGCCAACGGCGCUUACAAGCUGUCGGUCAACGACUUGCUCGUCAAGGCCCUCGCCAUUGCCGCCCGCAAGGUCCCCGCGGCCAACUCGUCAUGGCGCGAGGAGGGCGGCAAGGUCAUCAUCCGCCAGCACAACACGGUCGAUGUCUCGGUCGCCGUCUCGACUCCCGUCGGCCUCAUGACGCCCAUUGUCAAGAACGUCAACGGCCUUGGCCUCGAGACCAUCUCAUCACAGAUCAAGGACCUUGGCAAGCGCGCACGCGACGGCAAGCUCAAGCCCGACGAGUACCAGGGCGGAACCAUUACCAUUUCCAACAUGGGCAUGAACCCCGCCGUGGAACGAUUUACCGCCGUCAUCAACCCCCCGCAGGCCUGCAUUGUCGCCAUUGGCGCUACAAGGAAGGUUGCCGUACCUGGCGAGGCGACCGAGGACGGCUCAGCAAGCAUUGAGUGGGAUGACCAGAUUGUCAUUACCGGCAGCUUUGACCACAAGGUUGUUGACGGUGCCGUUGGUGGCGAGUUCAUGCGUGAGCUCAAAAAGGCCAUUGAGAACCCUCUGGAGCUUAUGCUGUAA
Messenger RNA from Exserohilum turcica Et28A, 1595 nucleotides. RefSeq lists its product as uncharacterized. The record is from RefSeq and is a predicted model, not a curated record. Bases 117 to 1595 code for a protein of 492 amino acids. Gene Ontology annotation, molecular function: dihydrolipoyllysine-residue acetyltransferase activity. NCBI's taxonomy places the organism in Eukaryota, Fungi, Ascomycota, Dothideomycetes, Pleosporales, Pleosporaceae. The transcript has 4 exons. Gene Ontology annotation, cellular component: pyruvate dehydrogenase complex. Gene Ontology annotation, biological process: pyruvate decarboxylation to acetyl-CoA.